CGCCCUCUGCACAGACGCCAGAUAAACACCGGUUUGCUGCCCGCCAUAAAUUCUCUUUGGCCCAUUGCGUUAACGUUGCUGUAAACAAGUAGAUUUUGGUUUCUCUUUCUGAUACAUAAUAACUUAAAAUGUCUGAUGACGGAUCAACGGCUGUUGAGAAGAAAGGACGCGGUAGACCUAAAUCCAAUGGGACACAAUCAGAGGCUAAGGGUGAUACCAAGAAAAGGGGGAGACCGCCAGCAGCUACCAGAACGAAGGAAUCUACAAAAUCAUCUGAUGAUGAACAAGCUCCAGUAGCCAAAAGAGGGCGAGGCAGGCCCAAGGGGUCUAAGAAAAAGGCAGCGGCUAAAGGAAAGAGUGCACCUGUUGAAGGAAGGGGCCGUGGCCGACCACGCAAGGACCCACCACCUAAAAAAGAUGCUGCCUCCACUGAAGAGGAACAGGACGAAGAUGAUGAGGAUGAAGGCUCUGAGGAGCAGUAAAUUGUGUUCUGUUUUCUGACAAAACACUCACUUAUAGUGUAAUUUGUUUGUCACGAUAACUCUUUUUGUGUGUGUUACUGCAAUUCACUCAUUUUGUUGUAGAUCUUUACAUUAUUGCAUAUAUUUGGUCUAAGCCUUUUGGAUAAUAAAGCACAUAGGGUUAUCAUGACAGUACAAAAUUCUCAUCUGAGAUUGUCCACCCAAAUUUGAAUCACGUGAGACAAAAGGAAGUUAUUUCAAAUCGAAUAGCUGCUUAAGAUAUUCUUCUGUGUGUGAUGACAAUGCAUUUACUUGAAAUACUUUAGCAAAUUAAAGAUUUAUCUCACUUGAAUAAAUUUGGGCUGACUUAGCUCUCCCUAGAAACGUACAACUUUUAAGAAUUAAUUUGUAAGAUCCUUUUUUGUAGAGUUUAUUCAAAUAGGUAUUUUGUAAUCUCUUGAUUUGUAAUUCAUACAAUUAUGUAGAUUUAUGAUUUUGACUUUAAAGUCAAGUAUUAUUUUAUAAAUAAAUAAAUAUUAUGUUCACUUUUUGAAACUUUUUUUCCCUUAUUGUAUUUAAUAUUUAGUUACACUGGUAAUAUUUGUGAAUGAUGUUACUAUCCAUAUUGUGUUCUUGAUUGUCACUUGGCAUGUAGCUGUUCCACAAACUAGCAUCAUUAGUGGUGUGAGUAGUGCCAUUUGUAUCAACUUUUUUUACAUUUGGGCAGACUGAACUUGUUUUUAUUGACAUUGUGUGUAUGUGCGUGAAUGUACAAGUUUAGAACAAAAUAUAAAUCUAUGAAAUCCA
Helicoverpa armigera (cotton bollworm) is the source of this 1268-nucleotide messenger RNA. It is a transcript of the gene Hmga, whose product is annotated as high mobility group protein I. Gene Ontology annotation, cellular component: nucleus; chromatin. The transcript has 4 exons. Bases 129 to 482 code for a protein of 117 amino acids. The record is from RefSeq and is a predicted model, not a curated record. Gene Ontology annotation, biological process: regulation of DNA-templated transcription. Gene Ontology annotation, molecular function: DNA binding. NCBI's taxonomy places the organism in Eukaryota, Metazoa, Arthropoda, Insecta, Lepidoptera, Noctuidae.